Messenger RNA from Hyalella azteca, 3109 nucleotides. RefSeq names its product cell wall protein PRY3. The record is from RefSeq and is a predicted model, not a curated record. Gene Ontology annotation, cellular component: extracellular region; membrane. NCBI's taxonomy places the organism in Eukaryota, Metazoa, Arthropoda, Malacostraca, Amphipoda, Hyalellidae. Bases 131 to 2161 code for a protein of 676 amino acids. The transcript has 12 exons.
ACGACGGGCGUCACAUCGAACGCCUCGCGCGAGAAUAAGACGACGACUGAAAAAAAUUUACCGAGUUUUCAACACGACGAUUAAAAAAAAAUUACCGAGUUUUUAACAACGGCAAUUGAGAUCAGUCAAGAUGCUAAAGCUGAGCGCAGUGGUACAGUUACUGUCCCUGCUACUGUACAUCCAGUCGGUGUACAGCCAGCAGCUACAGCAGUACUGUACAUUUAGCCCGCAGCACACGCUGUGUAAAACCACCGGUAUGGGGCCGGCGUGUGGCCGUAAUGUCCCGGUCAGAGGAGUGACGGCCGCCGAUAUCGCGACCAUAACAAACGGUCAUAACAAAUUCCGGGCCCUGGUGGCCCAGGGGCGGGAGACCCGGGGGCGCCCUGGGCCUCAACCCCCCGCUGGGGACAUGAUGGAGAUGACCUGGGACGAAGAGCUUGCAUUGAUCGCUCAGCGUCACGCCGACCAAUGUUUGUUUGAACACGAGUGUGGCGACUGCCGGAGAGUGGAGCGUUUCGGCGUUGGCCAGAACCUGUAUAUGGCGUUCCAGAGCGACGCUAGUGCUACCAUAAACUGGGACUCUGCCCUCCAGACCUGGUACGACGAGGUGGACCUGGUGCCAAAUACCAGUAUCGACUCCUACAAUUUUGACCCAUCUACGGGUCACUACACUGCGAUGGUGUGGGCGGGAACAAGUCUCGUGGGUUGCGGGUUCACUAUGUUCGAGGAGGGCGGCUGGUUCAAGAAACUCUACACGUGCAACUAUGGCCCCACCGGCAACGUCAUGUUCACCCCCAUGUACCGGAGAGGCCAGCCAUGUUCGUCAUGUCCGCUCGGCACAUCAUGUUCUCUCACCCACCCUGGACUGUGCGCUUCGAAUGAAAACCCCAAAGGAGAGGCUGGCGGAAAAUCCAUCGGUCAAAACCUUGCAACUUUAGAAUCAACCUCCUCGACUGGCAGCCAAAUUGACGGCCAAGGCCGCUCUUUAAUCCAGUCUCAGCCCAACAUCAACCAAUUGCCUACCUCCCCCAACAACAGUGCCAACCCAACCUCUGAAGUAGCAUCCACUAAACUCACUGUCAACCAGGUGGCAACCACUGCAGCUAACAAUCAGGUUGACGACGCACCAGCUCCAGCAGGAAUUCUUACGAAUUUCGUAGGUCUGUCAACCGGAAUUCGAGGUUCCCAGACUCUGCCUCCUCAUCCAGCGACUCUGGCGCUACAGAGACAGAGGGCCAGACAAGGCCAAGUGCAAGAAGCAGGUCUGUCAACUGUCACACAACCUGCUCUCCAAUCCGGAAAACAACCCGAAAUACAGAUAAAAAAUCAGUCUGGAAUCAUGGACGUUUUGCCUCCUGACACGCUCAACAAAUUCUUGGUCAACGUCGGCAGGGACUCGCAGAUAAUAAAGACGGAUUCCCUGGAUAGUGUGAGGGAAAUUCUGAGCGCUCUACCAGCAAACAGCAGCCCGCUGGUCUUCUUCAGAUCUAACAUGGGCACCCUGCGACAGCUGAGCGACGCCGGCCUCCUGAGCGCAGCCCUACAGGCAGCGGGCCAACGCCGGAAAAUUCGGUCAACGAUGACGCCCGCUAUACAACGUCUUGAAUCGUCGUCCUUAGACGACACGUCGCCCAUCGACUUGACAGACGAGACAUCGUCCAUUGAUUUGACAGACGAGACGUCGUCCAUCGACUUGACAGAUGAGACGUCAAGGCCUGCAAAGGCGCUUCUGUCCUGCCAAGACGCGGCCGCCCCGUGCCCCGUGGUUGCCUUGGCCGGCCAAUGGAGACACCAUACGGAGGGCGGCUAUAACGUGGUGCGUGCAGAGCUGGCCCAGGGUGAGGCGGGACAGCUGGUGCUGGGACGGACGCUGUCGCCCACCUCCUCUAGCGCCAUCUGCGUCGCCCUCGCCCACCGCUUCAGGGGCGGCGCCCCUACACCGCGCCUUGCCGUGUCGGUGUGGCCGCUGGGACAGGUGCUGCUACAGGAGGACGUGGCGAGCGUCGCGGUGCCUGACGAGGACGGCUGGCAGCUGACCAGCGUCAGUUUCGCCCCCGUCAGGAACUCCUUCAUGGUCGUCCUGACCAUCGAGCCCAACCCUGCUGACGAACCCCUGGAGGUCUCCGUCAGGGGGUUCAGGGUCACCGAAGGGAUAUGCUAGAUAACUGAUGUCGGGGUUCAGGGUCACCGAAGGGCUAUGUUAGAUAACUGAUGUCGGGGUUCAGGGUCACCGAAGGCCUUUGCUAGAUAACUGAUGUCGGGGUUCAGGGUCACCGAAGGGCUUUGCUAGUUAAUUGAUGCCGCUGCUGACGCUGCACUCACAAAAUAAAUAGGUCACAUUGUCCACAUAAUGAUACACUUGCAUAAGUGUAUAAUUAUUACAUUAUUGCAAUAAUGCAAUACAAUAAUGUAAGUGCGUUACAUUAUUGUAUAAUAAUUCAUAAUAACGAUACUAAAGCAUUAGAUGAUAGUAGGUAGCAUUGAUCCGUCCUUUGCCGAACAAAACCGGGUCACGAUGGCACACACAGGAAGAAAACGUGCAUAGUUUUUUGGACAUUGACUCACUCCUUUCUCGGAGUGUAACGUCCAUGACACAUACUGUAAGUCGCCAUGCAGGACGGCGACUCUAGUGUCUCUAGGUACGAAUAACAUUGGUGGCCUUUUUUUUUUUGUAUUCGUGGACGAAGGUUUAACACGCUGGAUGAAAUAGAUAGCAAUGUAAUUAUGGUUAAAGCCUUCAAAAGAAUUUCAACAAUUUGAAAUUUUAUUUUAAAAUUAAUUUUUGAAUUUAGUUCAUAUUAUAUCAACCAGAUUUCAUUUAUCAGCGAGGAUUUACUUGAUAGUAAUGGUGCCAAUGAAUAAUGCUUUUACAUGUCAUUUUCGUCGGCUUGUGGAACGCAGAUCGAGCUUGCGGCUCCGCAGAGAUUAUAUAUAUCCUUAUCGUCAGAGAUUAUACGUAUAUCGUUACCCUUAUCCGUAUUCAUUACUUGAGGUAGUUUAUAAGACUUUAAUAUUAUUCCACUCAUCGUAACUUGAGCUUAAGACGGACACGUUUGUAAUUAUUGAUACUUUGAUCGUGUAGACUUUUGACUUAAAGAAAUCUGCAAAA